AUGGAAGAAGAAUACUCAAAGUUUAUUCAACAAAUAUUAGAAUUAGAAAUUGACACAAAGAAAAAACAACAACUUAUUGAUAACUUAAAUAACCCCGAAUUUCAAAAUAAAUUUUAUAUAAAAACAAAAGAAAAUAUUGAAACGAUUAUUAAAGAUGAGAAGGUAAAACGAAUAUUUCACAUUUUAUUUCCUUAUUUUCUUAAACAAUCCUUUAGAAGAAUAAUAUUACUAUUAUGGAAAGGCAUUGAUUGGAGAAACGUUCCACUUGAUCAAUUACAAAAGUUAAUUAGAUUAUUUGUUGAUAACUUUAAUAUUAAUCAAGAUAAAUACAGACAAGCUAUUCUGGAUUUAUUAAAUAUAAGAAAUGACAUAGAAGAAUAUACUAUUCGACAUAUUUGUUCAAAUACUAUUAAUAUAGAUUAUCUCAAUCAAUUCUUAAAUAAAACUAAAAGUGAGUCUAGUCAUCAUUUAAUAAAAAAAGCAAUUCGAUCAAUUCAAGUACUUCACAAUAAUAAUCCUGGAUUAGAAUAUUUUUUACUUAUAUUUCAUGGAGACUUUACAAAGACAACUGAAUAUAUUGAAAGUGAAUUAGGUAUUGAUGUUUUUAGUCAAAUUUUAGAAGCAAAUGAACAAGAUGGAGAAUUACUUGAAACUAAAAUUUAUCAUUCUAAAACUGGUCAGCAUGGUAAAGUCAUAUUUGGAAGAAAAGAAGGUAAUGUCGUAGAAACACUAAUGUCAUUUAGAGAUGCUCAGGUAUCAGUUCAUUCAAAUGGGUCACAACGUGGUUUUAUUUUUAAUUGUUCAUCAACGUCUAGUGCUAUUAUUACUACAACCAAUAUAAAUUAUAUUAGUGAUGCAAGAAUUGGAAGGUCAUGUCAAAAUAUUUUUAUUUCACUAUAUCAUUCACCAAUAUUUACUCGUUCUAAUAGAUGUGGAUGUGAAAUACGAGCUGUUUCACAUGUUUUAACUAAAUGUAAUUGUGUAAUAAUUACAUUUUAUGAUAAGAGUAAUAAUAAACUAUUUCAUUUUGAUAAAAAGGAUUCAUCAUUGUCUUUGAAUUAUAAAAAUUAUUUACCUUUUUAUGAAGCUAAAUCUUCAACAGUUCAACACCUUUAUGAUUAUGAUAAACUUGAAUUAGUAUCUGAAGAUGCUGUAACUCGAUUAGAAUCAUUUAUAAAUUCAAACAACUCAUUUACAUUAACUUUAUUUACUAGAACUAUAAUGUUUUGUCAUAUUCCUCUAUGCUCUCAAUUAUAUGAAUUAAUGACGACAUUUGCCAAAUCAAAAAUAAAUAUAAAUCAAAUUCUUCCUUCUACUCCUUUAAAUAUUCAAGAAGAAGUAAAAGGUAUAUUACCAUGGAUUAUUAAUUUUAAUUAUCAUUCUUCAUUAAAACAAUAUCAUGAAAUUAAUAUUAAAACACCUACAAAAUUACUUCAUUUAGGAUUUCACAAAUUACCAUUUAUUCCUAAAGAAUCUGCUGAAUUAUUUUAUUUUAGAGAUGAAGGUAUGGGAAUUAUUGAUUUUGCUCCUCUUCAACAUUUUAAUGAUAACCAUCCUUUUCCACAAAAAGUUAUUUAUUCUUUUGAUGAUCUUCUUCAAGGUAGAUUCUGGGUACCAACUCAAUUAAAUGGAGAUAUUACAUUAUCAACAACUUUAUAUCCAAAUCAUUAUCCAUUAUAUUUAAAUUCUUACAGUAUUCAAAAUUUAAUUAGUUUAGGAUUAUCUCAAGAUUCAAUUAAUGCUAUUCUUAUGGAUCUUGUAUCACAAAUAGAAACACCUUCUACUUCAAGGUAUGUUUCACUUCAAUUUCUUCCAAUAAACCAAGAGCAUCAAAAAAGGGUAUAUGAAAUUUUCAAUAGAUUCUUUGGUGAUAAUGUUAAUUUUACUCAAUGUGAUUUACCCAUUAUUUGUCAUGUUAUGAAAAUUCUUGAAACAAGACUAAAAAGAGGAUUAUUACCAAUUAUUAAUGGAGGUACUUUUAUAUGUAAAAUUGAUGAAAAAAAUAUUCUUCGUUCAGGAGAGAUAUCACUACGUCUUAAGUCAUUUAAUAAAACUGAUUUUUCAUCAGUUCUUAUUAUGUCACCUUUCCUUGAAAAAGGAAUGGCACGUCGAUUCAAUAAUGUUUUACAAUUAGAAUGGGAACCAAAUAUUGUGCACUUUUCUAAACAAGACAUUGAUUAUUUUAAUAUUCUUAAUAAAUUUCAAAACAAAUGUAAUUGUAUUUGGGACACUAUUAUUUUAAAUGAAAUUGGUGAAUGUAAAUACAAUCUUCCUCCUAAAGAAGAUUAUUCUCCUUUUGUAGGUGAUAAUUAUCAUACAUUUAUUAAACAAUAUAUAAAAAUAACAUCAGAAAGAGUCCCUAUUCAGAAAGCACAUUCUUUAAUGUCUGAAAUUCUUAGUCCAACUGAAAAUACAUCAAUUACUUAUUCUUUUAUCCCACCAAGAAGUUAUAAUAUUUUAUUCCAACCUCCUUUAAGAAUAGUAAAAAAACAAAAAAUCAUUAGUACUUGGUCACGAACUUUCUUCUUUCUAUUAGAUGGUAUUUCUCAAUACCGAAGACAUUUUAGAUGUGAUGAAGUCCCUGCCUCUUGGGUGUUGCAAAUACUUGGAAAUAUAGAUGACCCUUUCAUUGGAUUCCAGUUAUCUGAAUUUUUUGAGGUAGUUGAUAAUUUCCAUAUUACAGAACAUAUUAAAAAUGGAAAUAAUGCUCUCUUUUAUGGAUUAGUUUAUCUUCUAACACAAGAAGAAAUUGUGAGUGAAUUUGUUUCAAAUUAUGUUGAAUUAACUCACCUUGAAGAAAUUUGA
Molecule: messenger RNA, 2805 nt
Organism: Entamoeba dispar SAW760
Lineage: Eukaryota; Evosea; Mastigamoebida; Endamoebidae
Exons: 1
Coding region: 1-2805 (934 amino acids)
Source: RefSeq, a predicted model, not a curated record